AUGCCUAUCACCGAAAUCGCCCUCCUGCACCUCAAGCCCACAGUCACCAUCGACGAUGCCCCGGUUCGAUCUAGUCUCCGCGCCGCAAAACUUGCCAUGGAAUCCUUCACCGGGUACCCCUUCCAUUUCUAUACCCAAGUCGACGACCCGUCGUAUAUCUACGUCGUCGGUAGUUGGGCCACUGUCGCCCAACACGCUGAGGAAUGGAUACCGUCUCAAAAGAAUCAGGAGAUACUAGCAUCCGUCCGUGAUCUUCUCGACGUGGAUUGGAUGUUUCAUGUAGACAUCGACCAGUUUGCAACCGGAGACAGCCCGGCCGGAGUUAUGCCAGUCUUAGCUCCGACGCUGGAGAUUACAAGGCAUUUCGUGCAGGCGGGAAAAGCCCAGGUCUUCCUGGCCAAGUUUGAAGAGAGCAGGGAGUCUCUUGCCGAGUUUACUGCACCUCAACCGGUAUGCGGGGGGUGGAGGAUCGAUCGUGAACGGGAAGCGGGCAACAAUGGGAUGGAGAAGGAGGAAUUCUUGUUAUUUUGUGGGUGGCGCGAUGUCGCGCAUAAUUUGGAAUUUGCGCAAACGGAGGCCUUUGAGAAAUAUAAGGAAACCAGAGAGUAUCUCACUGCAAUUGAAACCAAGCACGUAACAAGAUGGGAUAUAUGA
Messenger RNA from Uncinocarpus reesii 1704, 654 nucleotides. RefSeq lists its product as uncharacterized. The record is from RefSeq and is a predicted model, not a curated record. NCBI's taxonomy places the organism in Eukaryota, Fungi, Ascomycota, Eurotiomycetes, Onygenales, Onygenaceae. Bases 1 to 654 code for a protein of 217 amino acids. The transcript has a single exon.